CACACAACUCAUUCUGCCUACGUAAACAGCAACAAACUUGGAGUUUAAAGCUAAAAAACGGUGCAUUACUGAAAACUUAGCAUGUUGACAACUGAAGAUGGAGCCAAAAUACACAUUUACAGCUGGAAAUCCCGAUCAUUCAACAGCCCCGGCAUUCAAUUCCAAAACGGUCCCCCAGGGAGACGUGUCAACACCAAAGCCUUGCAUCUGAGCUCCGGACCCCAACGCUGCAGAAAUACGGGCCCAUCAUGUUACUUCAGCUUUGUCAGACAAGCCGUCCUGUGGAACAGAGGACAGAAUCAUGCGGUUAUCAAGCAUGACAACGACCCUCCACCCUUGUGUUCUCGUUUUCAGGCCCAUAUGGAGGCAUGUCCUGUCAGAUUUAGACCCCCACAUUUCCUAAACAGUUAUCCCAGAGCAAGGCCUAUUACUCAUCCGGGGCAAAAACAACGACAGCAGAGUCUAAGUGCUCCACAGCCUCAAAAAUGGCCAGAUUUCAGGAACCACCAAAAUGUGAAUAAUUGCAGAAAGAGCCAAUUUGAUGUGGUACUGCCCUUUGUACCUGAACCUCCUAAUUCAAGCAGAGCUUCUCUAGAUCUCCCAAUAAGUCCUCCACUAUCCCUCAAGUUCGUUGACAAGCCUCAGAGAUCCCAAACUCCCAAAACAAACACACACCCAACCAAUGAAAAGGAUCCAUACUGUGCUCCACAAAAUCUGAAUGAAGGGCAGCAUGAAACGCCUGAAGAAAAGAUAUUGACCCCAACAACUCUCUCCACGCCGACAACCCCAAGCAUCCCAGACACCCCCACUACUCCAGGCACCCAAAGUACCCCAAGUACACCAAUAACCCCAGGCACUCCAAGUUCUUCUGUCACCCCACUUUCAGAUUUCAGCCGCCCUUCAUCCAGCCAGUUUAGCCGUAGCACUGACCUGAACAGUAGCCUGUCAGAUGCCAUGUCAGUGAACUUCAGUGUUGACCAUUUUGCUGAAAUUGGUAUAGAUGACGAAGACGAUGCUGCUUAUAACCUUGACCAGAUAAAUGAUUAUCAAGAGGGCUGCUCUACUUCACCCAAUCUUCCCUUCAGUUCUGCUGGAAGUUGCAGCCAAGCCAACUCACGAAUGGACAUCCUUCAAGCAUGUCUCUUCAGGUCUCUGACAUCCUGCAAACAACAAACACCUUCCACUUGCUUGCCAGACACUCCAAUUUACACCUCUAAAACCCCUCAAUCACACCAAACCCCAGCCGGUCAAUGGUCCACAGAUGAAACCAUGCAUGGACACCCAGGAACAAGCCAAUCUGGCCAGAGCAUUCAGUCACUGAAGUCUGGUUGCUCAGCUCUGGAGAGUUGGUCAGAGUGGAAUAACUGGCCUGUGCUUCCUCCCAUCAUGCCUCAGGAAGAUGACAUGCAAGGUCAGAGUGCAACAGAGGACACCCCGGACUCCCAGUCUAACAGGUCUCAGUCUGAUAUGUUUGCUGAGCUGGAUGAUCUUGCCCCUCGCUCUGACUCCUGUGUGUCCCCAGACCACCCAGCUGGAAGUCAAACUGACCAAUCCUCACCUGCCUCAGAUUUGAGUCCUGGACUUGCCGCGCUGACUGUGGGAUGUGAUUCGGGUGAUUUGGGAUCUUUGUCCCGUGUGCAACUCUUGCUACUGGAGCGAAGAGUAUCCGAAAGUCAUUGUUCCAUCCCAAGCCCUGAAUGGUGUUGCACUCCAGAAGCAGAGGAGUAUGAACCUGACCUCAGAGUCUGGAGCUCGGGCAUUCCCCAAUAUUAUCAGUCCACAGUCCUGGACAACCACAAACAAUUAGGUGGCAGAAACAGUGGCCAUGAUUCUUUGGCAACAUGCAAGGGACGCAGAAAGCGCCCCGGGCUCAUCAGUGAAGGAAGUGGAUCAUCAUCCUCUUGUUCUGUCAGCUCAAAAGAAACUGAGAGCAAAAACCAAGAGAAAUCGGUUUGUGAGGACCAAGAUAAAGAAGUCCCACCUUAUUUGACAACUCUUCCUCCAAGUGCUUUGCUGACAGAAAGUCCAGAAGAUGAGAAAAGCUUUCUGGUCCCACUCUGCCCUGCGAUCUCUGACCAUGCUGAAGAGCCCAAAUACAGGUCUGACAGACUCAGAGAGAAAAGGAAGAGGAAGAAGGAGAUCAAGAAGACUAAAGAGAGGAAGAAUAAAGCCUUGCAGAUUUACUCCAAACUACAAGAUGGGAAAGAGCCAACCGAGACCACCGAUCAAAGCUCUUGCUCCAAGUUUGAAGACUUCGAUUUUCUGGCUAAGUACUGCAUCCUCAAUCAGGAAAAGCUGUCCGUUUACAAAAGGGCUUUUGAGGCAGCUGAUAGCGAUGGAGAUGGUUAUCUGAGCUGUCUGCAAGUACUUCUGGCCCUCAAAGAGAUCAUUCCUCCAGAACUUCUGACUGAAGAAGAAGAAAUAUAUGUUUACAGGAUUCUGGAGCUGGUUGAUUUCCGAGUGACCGAAGGCCUUACGGAUCUGCGCCUGUUUGCUGUAGUAGCCAGUCUGGCCCAGAAAAUAGCCACGCUAGACGACUUCAUGCGCUCCCUCAUCAGCAAGUUGGAUUUCAAGUCCCUGCAGAUGAAGCUUUACAAAGCCAAGCAGUUGUUCCUGUUCCUGCUGGAGGCUCAGACAGGGGGCACUGUGGCACCAGAGGGCCGCAUUGAGGCUGAGCAGCUGCUGGUGGAGCUCAAGGCAGGAGGCAUUAGGCCAGAACAUGAGGCAUCGGUAAGACGUGAACUUCGCAAUCUGCACUCUCUCGACCUUCUUGACUUCCUCGCUCACCUGCCCCUCUUCAUCCUCAUCCACAACUCUGUCAUUGCAAACCCUUUCGAUGACUCCAGCAACCUAUGAUGGCAUCAACAAGCAACUCCAGUUGGUACAUUAAC
Molecule: messenger RNA, 2891 nt
Organism: Danio aesculapii
Lineage: Eukaryota; Metazoa; Chordata; Actinopteri; Cypriniformes; Danionidae
Exons: 16
Coding region: 82-2856 (924 amino acids)
Molecular function (GO): calcium ion binding
Source: RefSeq, a predicted model, not a curated record